AUGACGGGAGUGGCUUCGGUGUAUUCGUCCCCGCUCUCUCACUCACUUUUGCCUUGUCUCCGCCGCCGUCUAAUUUCGGAUCAUUUCUCUCCUCCGUUCAGCUGUUUCCACAGGUUUGUCGUUUCCCAUUAUCACCGGCAUAUGUUUUCUUCAAGUCCAUUUAAACCUCCGGCAGCGGCUAUUUUUGCUCAGGCAAGACGGGGAUCCUCCUCUUCUUCCAAAUCCAAAGAAGAAGAAAUCGCCACUCCGGCCGAUUUGCAAUUCGAUGCGCCGCUUAAAAUCGUGGAAUAUCCUGACCCGAUUUUGAGAGCAAAGAAUAAGAGAAUCAACACGUUCGACGACAACCUGAAGAAGUUAGUAGACGAGAUGUUCGACGUAAUGUACAAGACAGAUGGCAUUGGACUUUCAGCCCCACAAGUGGGCAAAAAUGUGCAGCUUAUGGUGUUCAAUCCUGUGGGUGAACGAGGACAAGGAGAAGAAGUUGUCCUCGUGAACCCGAAAAUUAACCGGUAUUCGAAAAAGGUGGAGCUUUACAAUGAAGGUUGCUUAUCGUUUCCUGGGAUCAAUGCUGAUGUUGAGAGGCCAGAAUCUGUUCGAAUUGAUGCUCAGGAUAUCAAAGGAGAGAGCUUCUCGUUUCAUUUGAAUGAACUUCCUGCUCGGAUUUUCCAGCAUGAAUACGAUCAUUUGCAGGGAAUCCUUUUCUUCGACAGAAUGAGUGAAGAUGUCCUUGAGGGCAUCCUGGCAGAUUUGCAGGCUUUGGAAAAGAAGUACGAGGAUAGAACUGGAUUGCCAAGCCCUGAAAAAGCAGAGGCCCUGAGAAGGAAAAAGAGAACAGCUGCCGUUGGGUUUGGAAAAUCAUAA
Messenger RNA from Oldenlandia corymbosa var. corymbosa, 861 nucleotides. Lineage: Eukaryota; Viridiplantae; Streptophyta; Magnoliopsida; Gentianales; Rubiaceae. The record is from the annotation of a GenBank genome assembly.